AUCUUCAAUCACAUCCCUGGUCAUUUUUUAGGUUUUGUGGAGAAUUAAUUUGUGUAGAGGACUAGAGUCAUAACAGUCCCUUGAGUUUCCCAAUCCCAAAACCCUACCUAGGGUUUAAUGAUUUUUUCAAUUUUGUGAUUCCCGAACUUGUGUAGUAUGGAAGGUGUAGUGGGCGAGAGAGAAAGCUACACUCUCGUGGUGAGGAAACCCUGUUUCGGUCUCCCAACUGCUUGCCUUUCUUCCUUGCCUCUUUACUUGUACCUCAGAUUCGCCAAUGUCCCAUUUCAAUUAGAUUUCAACCUUGUCUUCCCAGACUCUGAUCAAAUUCCUUACAUUGAGUCUGGUGAUUACGUAGCCUAUAAUAAUGAGAAGGGUGGAGUCAUUGAGAGAUUAAAAAGAGAUGUCCUUAUUGACCUGGACACUGAACUCGACUCUGUUCCUGAAUGGAUAUCUACUAAAGCAUUGCUUAGCUCCUGGCUUGCUGAUGCUGUUACGUAUGAAUUGUGGGUAGGGAGUGAUAGUAGUUCUGCUGAAACGAUAUAUUUUUCUGAUCUACCAUGGCCAAUUGGAAAGGUUUUGUUCCUGAAACAAAAACAUACUGUGAAGCAGCAACUUGGGAUUUCAAAAGACAAUGCUGAGCAAAAAGAAGAAGAGAUCUAUAGAAGAGCAGGCACUGCAUAUGAAGCUUUGUCAACUAGGUUAGGAGAUCAGGACUUUCUCUUUGAAAACAGGCCGUCAAGUUUGGAUGCCAUCUUUCUGGGGCAGGCACUUAUUGUUCUUCAAGCAUUACCUGAGAUGUCAGUACUGCGGCAAAAACUCUUAGAGCAUGGUAAUCUUGUAAGGUAUGUCGAAAGGGUUAAGGCUGAGUUUGUCGAGACUGGUCCUUCAUAUUCUGUUCCACAUUUUCAAGCUGAGUCAUCAUCGUCAAAUCCCAAAAAAGGUCCUAGCAAGAGUUCUAAGCCCAAAAGUAAACCGAAAAAGGAAAAAACAAAUGAAGAGAAGACUUUUAAAAGAAGAGCCAAGUACUUCCUGGCAACACAACUGGUUGCAGUUUUACUUUUCCUCACACUUAUGGGAAGACCGGAUGAUGUUGAAGUUGAGCUUGAUGAAGAUGAUGAAGGCUACAUCCAUGACUGAGACAAUCUACAAUCUCACCAGCUCUUUUAACAUUCAAAAAACUUCAUUUCUGCAAUUAACCAUCCAAGGUUAGCCACCUGAUGAAUGUCAACGUGUCUGUACUUUCAUUUUUUGUAACCCAAAUGAAAAUUUUGGAGAAUAAAUCCUCAUGAGAAAUUUUUUUGGAGCACUUCUUUGCGGGUUGUACUUUGGGCUGGGGCCUGAUUAUGUAGGUGAAUAAUCCUCGAUAAGGAGGUUUUCUUACAAUUACAUUUUUUGACAUUAUAUAUUUCAUUUGAGUGGAAUGAAACUUUUAGAGGAAUGCCAAAUGGUUGAAUGUUCAUUCA
This is a messenger RNA of Humulus lupulus (European hop), 1463 nucleotides long. RefSeq names its product mitochondrial outer membrane import complex protein METAXIN. Gene Ontology annotation, cellular component: SAM complex. The record is from RefSeq and is a predicted model, not a curated record. NCBI's taxonomy places the organism in Eukaryota, Viridiplantae, Streptophyta, Magnoliopsida, Rosales, Cannabaceae. Bases 157 to 1137 code for a protein of 326 amino acids. The transcript has 6 exons. Gene Ontology annotation, biological process: mitochondrion organization.